GCGCAGGUCUAAACUUUCAAAGAACUUCACCUUCAAACUUGCUGGUCUCUAUCCCCUCCAAUCGCUUACUAUACCUAUUCAAUCUCGUAUGCGAUUUUCUGCUUUUCUCGCCCUGUGAUUUACGACAAUUUUUGGAGAGAGUUAUUUCGCAUCUACACAUUAAUUUAAGAGCGUGCUCUGGCCAACCGCAUUCGCUGGUCCCGACAACACUCCACGAUUCGUCAUCAUCCUCGAGAAGACAACUGCGCCGCGCGCGCAUACAUGGAUAAAUGGCGUCGGUAGUAGAAACCCGGGUCCCAAUCGCCAUUGGAAAUAACGCAAUGGACGGCGUAGUAGACGGAGGCAUUCACAAGAACUUGUCGCAGGCUACAUUGCGUCUAAAUCCACCGCCAUCUCCACCCGCAACCGAGACAGACACCGAGACAGAUUCAGAAGCCCCGAACACGCCGCAGCUACAAUUAGAUCCCAGGACAAGCAUUGCGUCACCAUCAUCAAGUCGUGUGAUAGAGAUGAGUACACCGGACUCUAACGCAAACAAUACCUCGCCUAUAAUCUCGCCUGUAACGUCACCCAUAACCUCGCCGCCGUACUGGAUGAACAACCACUCGAACCAUACGAGAGCGAUAUCGAGCACGUCCGUCGAUUCGAUCCCCACAGGCGGCAUUACGCUACGAGACAACGAAAAUAGUGAACUUGACGAUCGGGGGAGUGCGUGUUGGGCCAAGAGCGUUGAGAUCACGGACUACGUGACGGUCAAUGGCAGUACUACCAACAUAGGAGCAUUCGUGGUUUGGAACAUAAGAGUGGGGACAUUGAGCGGGAGUUACAUAAACAUACGGAAACGAUACUCGGAAUUCGACGACUUUCGAUGGCGGCUGAUACGCACGUUUCCCAACUUUGAGGCCGCCGUGCCCGAAUUGCCGCCCAAGAGCAUCGUUUCGAAAUUUAGGCCUAGAUUCUUGGAGAAGCGCCGAGCUGGUCUGCAGUACUUCAUGAACUGUGUAUUAUUGAACCCGGAGUUCUCUGGAUCCCCCGUCUUGAAGGAAUUUCUCUUUUCAUGACACCACUUACAGCAAGCUCAAAUUUGAAUGACCGGCACGAGAUAGUGCACGAUUUUGACGCACGUUACGAAGUAAUGCUAAUAUUGUAUGAACACAAUCGCUUGUAGCCCAAGUACCCGAGAUGACACUCGGAUGUGGAGAUGGAAUUUGGACAUACCAUGUCUUGGGCAUUUUUUCUUCACCAUUUCAUUCGUGGUACAUAUAAAACCCUCAAUGUAUUAUCUCCGAAAUUCAGUAGUCCUCAUAUGUAAAUCCACCUAAACAGAGGACCAUUUCAUGUAAAAUUUUCUGUAUCGAACGAGAACAUAUGCUUCCUCUAGACCAAAAACCAAGUCUAUCUAUGUCGUAACCUAACUAUGUGA
This is a messenger RNA of Annulohypoxylon maeteangense, 1423 nucleotides long. RefSeq names its product Phox-like protein. The record is from RefSeq and is a predicted model, not a curated record. Lineage: Eukaryota; Fungi; Ascomycota; Sordariomycetes; Xylariales; Hypoxylaceae. The coding region runs from base 270 to 1061 and encodes 263 amino acids. Gene Ontology annotation, cellular component: endosome. The transcript has 3 exons. Gene Ontology annotation, molecular function: phosphatidylinositol-3-phosphate binding.